CGUGCCCGGGACGCCUCAAAUUGGAACACACGACCAUCAACAUUUCCACAAGUUCUUAAUUUUACGAUGCAAGAAUGUCUCACAACGCUCGCCCCCUUACCUCCGCCCGUGUCCUGCACAAAAUCAAGGCUCUAAGCACCCCGCAAACCAGCACUGAAUACGUGAUCAACCGGAAUCCCCGUAACUUGGAAAGAUUACGCAUUGCUUACAAGCCGGGCGGCUAUCAUCUAGAGAAACCCGGUCGAUCCUACUGGCACACUUUGGAGAUCAACUCCACUGGCCGCUACGUUAGUGCCGAUGUCAAGCACUUCGAGAAUGGCACCAUCCUGAGUGCCAGCACCUCGGAAUGGGCCAUUAAACAGCAGCUGUACAAGACCAACGACACCUCCGCGUUUGUAAACCUCGGGAGAGUGCUCGCACACCGCUGCCUGCAGUCUGGGAUCACGGAAAUGACCUGCAACGUGGAGGCGGUACCGGGUAGCAAGCUGCAGAAGCUGCUCCAAACCCUUCAGGAUAAUGGUGUGUCCUUCAAGGAACCCUCUCGCCUGCCCAACGCCCAGCCCUGGGAUGCCCAGAGGCAUGAGAAGCCCUGGGAAGUGUCGGAAGAGGCGCUGGAAACCACCAAAUCAAAAUAGCCAACAGAAACCACAUUUAGUUUUCGUAUCGUUUAGAAUAAACGUUGAUUAUUAUUGCUAAUUACAAC
Drosophila erecta is the source of this 703-nucleotide messenger RNA. It is a transcript of the gene mRpL18, whose product is annotated as 39S ribosomal protein L18, mitochondrial. Gene Ontology annotation, cellular component: mitochondrion; ribosome. The coding region runs from base 75 to 635 and encodes 186 amino acids. The record is from RefSeq and is a predicted model, not a curated record. The transcript is spliced from 2 exons. NCBI's taxonomy places the organism in Eukaryota, Metazoa, Arthropoda, Insecta, Diptera, Drosophilidae. Gene Ontology annotation, biological process: translation. Gene Ontology annotation, molecular function: 5S rRNA binding; structural constituent of ribosome.